AUGUCAGACGAAAAAACACAAUUAAUUGAAGCUUUUUACAAUUUCGAUGGAGACUAUGAUGGUUUUGUUAGUGUAGAAGAAUUUAGAGGAAUUAUUAGAGAUGGUUUACCAAUGACUGAAGCUGAGAUCACAGAAUUCUUUGAAGCAGCUGAUCCAAAUAAUACAGGUUUUAUUGAUUAUAAAGCAUUCGCUGCAAUGUUAUAUUCAGUUGAUGAAUCAUAA
This is a messenger RNA of Dictyostelium discoideum AX4, 222 nucleotides long. It is a transcript of the gene mlcB, whose product is annotated as myoB light chain. Gene Ontology annotation, molecular function: calcium ion binding. NCBI's taxonomy places the organism in Eukaryota, Evosea, Eumycetozoa, Dictyosteliales, Dictyosteliaceae. The transcript is spliced from 3 exons. Bases 1 to 222 code for a protein of 73 amino acids. The record is from RefSeq and is a predicted model, not a curated record.